Equus quagga is the source of this 1716-nucleotide messenger RNA. It is a transcript of the gene CCDC61, whose product is annotated as coiled-coil domain containing 61. The transcript is spliced from 13 exons. NCBI's taxonomy places the organism in Eukaryota, Metazoa, Chordata, Mammalia, Perissodactyla, Equidae. The record is from RefSeq and is a predicted model, not a curated record. Gene Ontology annotation, cellular component: centrosome. Bases 318 to 1652 code for a protein of 444 amino acids.
CCAGCCAGCCGGCCUGCAGGUGGACUACGUCUUCCGGGGCGUGGAGCACGCCGUGCGGGUGGUGGUGUCUGGACAGGUGCUGGAGCUGGAGGUGGAGGACCGCAUGACAGCCGACCAGUGGCGGGGCGAGUUCGAUGCCAGCUGUGAGUGUGCCUGCCUGGGUGGGCUGGCCUGUCCUCCCCCCGGAUCAGCUUCUCCCAGAAGAUGAGGCCAGCCAGGAUCCUGCCACCUGCCUCUUCUACCUGACCAGAAACUAAGUCAUCGAAGAUUUGACUCACAAGACAGGGAACUUCAAACAGUUCAACAUCUUCUGUAACAUGCUGGAGUCGGCCCUCACUCAGAGCAGUGAGUCGGUCACCCUGGACUUGCUGACCUACACGGACCUGGAGUCCCUGAGGAACCGCAAGAUGGGGGGCCGCCCGGGUGCCCUGGCCUCGAGGUCGGCUCAGCUCAACUCCAAACGCUACCUGAUCCUCAUCUACUCCGUGGAGUUUGACAGGAUUCACUACCCGCUGCCCCUCCCGUACCAGGGCAAGCCGGACCCCGUGGUCCUGCAGCGCGUCAUCCGCUCGCUGAAGGAGGAGCUGGGCCGGCUUCGAGGGCUGGAUGGCCAGGACGCUCGGGACACCCGGGAGACGGAGAUCUGGCACCUGCGGGAGCAGGUGUCGCGCUUGGCGUCCGAGAAGCGCGAGCUGGAGGCGCAGCUGGGUCGCUCCCGCGAGGAGGCGCUGGCCGGGCGCGCGGCGCGCCAGGAGGCCGAGAGCCUGCGCGCGCUCGUGCGCGGCCUGGAGCUGGAGCUGCGGCAGGAGCGCGGCCUCGGGCCCCGCGGGGCCGGCCGCCGCGGCCAGGAGUGCCGCCGCCUGGCCAAAGAGCUGGAGGAAGCGAAGGCGUCGGAGCGGAGCCUGCGCACGCGGCUGAAGACGCUCAGCAGCGAGCUGGCGCUGUACCGGAGGGGGAGACGGACUCCGCCGGUGGGGCCGCCCGCGGCCCGGGAGGAUCGGGGCUCGUCGUCCCGGGAGCGCUCCACGUCGCGUGGCCGCGGCGCCGCCCGCUCGUCCUCCCGAGAGAGCGGCCGGGGAGGCCGGGGUCGAGGCCGCCCUGCCCGCCCCUCGCCCUCGCCCACAGGUGGUCGCGUGCCCCGUUUCGACCCCACAGCCUUUGUGAAAGCCAAGGAGAAGAAGCAGAGAGAGAUCAAGAUGAAGCAGCAGCAGCGGAACCGACUGGGCAGCGGAGGAAGCGGGGACGGCCCGUCCAUCUCCUGGUCUCGCCAGACUCGGGCCCCCGCCGCCGUGAGCGGCCGAGGGGACGCGGCCAACCGCUCGCGGAACCGCAGCUCCUCGGUGGACAGUGUGCGCAGCCGCGGCUCGUCCGCCAGCUCCUGCAGCGAGUUGGAGGAUUUCUCGGAAUCGCUGCCUAGAGGCGCUGGCCGCCGCGGGAAGCCGCCCAGCCCCACCACCUGGAGCGGGUCCAGCAGGCAGCAGAAGGCCACGCCCCUGGAACGCGGCCGCCAUCAGAGACGCCUGGCCCAUUCGGGGGGCUGGGUCCCCAUCAAAGACUACAGCUCGGACCACCAGGCGGCCGACAUGGCCGAGAUAGACGCCCGCCUGAAGGCCUUGCAGGAAUACAUGAGCCUGCUGGACACGCGGUCGUGACCGGCGAGGGGAGCCGGCCCCUGCACCCCCAUCCCCCGGGAGUCGGCGUGGGGCGGGGCCUGCG